This is a messenger RNA of Phodopus roborovskii (desert hamster), 1564 nucleotides long. RefSeq names its product neuromedin U receptor 1 (gene Nmur1). The coding region runs from base 45 to 1259 and encodes 404 amino acids. The record is from RefSeq and is a predicted model, not a curated record. Lineage: Eukaryota; Metazoa; Chordata; Mammalia; Rodentia; Cricetidae. Gene Ontology annotation, cellular component: plasma membrane. Gene Ontology annotation, molecular function: neuromedin U receptor activity. Gene Ontology annotation, biological process: G protein-coupled receptor signaling pathway. The transcript has 2 exons.
GUUCUAUCUCUCCUGGAGAGUCCCCAAAUGGCUCAAGGAGCCCCAUGUUCUGCAAUGGCAGUGGGGUCAAGGGAAGCUUUGACCCUGAGGACUUGAACCUGACUGAUGAGGCCCUGAGGCUGAAGUACUUGGGGCCACAGCAGAUAGAGCUGUUUGUGCCCAUCUGUGUCACAUACCUGUUGAUCUUUGUGGUGGGCACUGUGGGCAACGGGCUGACCUGCACCGUCAUCCUUCACUACAAGGCCAUGAACACGCCCACCAACUUCUACCUUCUCAGCCUCGCUGUGUCCGAUUUGUUGGUGCUCCUGGUGGGCCUGCCCCUGGAGCUUUACGAGAUGCAACACAAUUACCCGUUCCAGCUGGGCGCAAGUGGCUGCUACUUCCGAACACUGCUCUUUGAGACCGUCUGCCUAGCUUCAGUGCUCAAUGUCACAGCCCUGAGUGUGGAGCGCUAUGUGGCCGUGGUGCACCCACUCCAAGCCAAGUCUGUGAUGACACGGGCCCACGUGCGCCGCAUGCUGGGGGCCAUCUGGGUCCUUGCUGUGCUCUUCUCUCUGCCUAACACCAGCCUACAUGGCCUCCAGCAUCUGUAUGUGCCCUGCCGGGGUGUGGUGCCUGACUCAGCUGUGUGUACGUUGGUGCGUCCCCGUGUCUUCUACAACUUGGUGGUACAGACCACCACACUGCUCUUCUUCUGCCUGCCCAUGGUCACCAUCAGUGUGCUGUACCUGCUCAUUGGGCUGCGGUUGCGGAGGGAGAGGAUGCUGCUCCAAGAGGAGAUCGACGGCAGGAAAGCUACAGCCGCCCGGAAGACCUGCAGCAGAAGGCUUCUGCUUCGAGAUAGGGGACGGAGACAGGUGACCAAGAUGCUAUUUGCACUGGUUGUGGUGUUUGGCAUCUGCUGGGCUCCAUUCCAUGCUGACCGCCUCAUGUGGAGCUUGGUGUCCCACUGGACCGAGGGCCUGGUCCUGGCCUUCCAAUUUGUGCACGUUGUAUCUGGUGUCUUCUUCUACCUUGGCUCAGCCGCCAACCCAGUGCUCUACAGCCUCAUGUCCAGUCGCUUCCGUGAGACCUUCAGGCAAGCCCUGGGCCUGGGAACCCAAUGCGGUCGCCGCCACCAACACUGUCAUGGCUCCCAUAACCUCAGCAGAUUGACCACAGGCAGCACCCUGUGUGACUUGGGUUCCCGGAACAGCAGGGCUGGACCCCUGGCUGAGAAUAGGGAUCCAGGGUUUCAGCGGGAGACAGACCCCUCCUGAGUAAAAUCUCAAAGGAGGCUCACCCCGGGCCAGAGGGCCCCAGACAGCCUGGGGAGCUACUGGGACCCAUACCGCAGUGACUCCCACCCUGCCCACGUAUUUGAGUGUUGAGGGAAACAGCAAGAAGAGGAUUGAACCUCGAUUGAUAAAGACUAGAACCAAGGGCCUGGAAAGCUGACUCAGCAGUUAAUGCUUGCUGCUUCCAGAGGACCGGAGUUCAGGUCCCAGCACCCACACGGCAGCUCACAACUGCCUGUAAUAGCAGCUCUAGCUCAUCUGACACUCUCUUUUGAAAGCUUCAGAAG